Messenger RNA from Kazachstania africana CBS 2517, 924 nucleotides. RefSeq names its product Yhm2p (gene YHM2). Gene Ontology annotation, biological process: alpha-ketoglutarate transport; mitochondrial citrate transmembrane transport. The transcript has a single exon. Bases 1 to 924 code for a protein of 307 amino acids. Lineage: Eukaryota; Fungi; Ascomycota; Saccharomycetes; Saccharomycetales; Saccharomycetaceae. Gene Ontology annotation, molecular function: tricarboxylate secondary active transmembrane transporter activity. The record is from RefSeq and is a predicted model, not a curated record. Gene Ontology annotation, cellular component: mitochondrion.
AUGUCCAAUCCACAAGUCAAGAAGAGACCAAUAUCAUUUUCGAAUAUCCUGUUAGGUGCCAGUCUUAACAUGGCGGAGGUCACAUCGCUUGGCCAACCAUUGGAAGUCGUUAAGACCACAAUGGCUGCUAACAGGGAACUUGGUUUCAUAACUGCGGUAAAGCAUGUAUGGUCAAGAGGUGGUAUCUUUGGUUUUUAUCAGGGACUAAUUCCAUGGGCAUGGAUUGAAGCAUCUACAAAAGGUGCUGUUUUGCUGUUUGUUUCUACUGAAGCGGAAUAUAGGUUCAAGACAGCAGGCCUUGGCAAUUUUUCAGCAGGUAUACUUGGUGGUAUUAGUGGUGGUGUUGUUCAAUCAUAUCUGACCAUGGGGUUCUGCACCUGUAUGAAGACUGUGGAAAUUACUAGACUGAAAUCUGUCCAAGCGGGAGGUAUUCCAGAAUCAUCAUGGUCUGUUUUCAGAAACAUUUACUCUAAAGAAGGUUUAAAAGGUAUCUACAAGGGUGUAAAUGCUGUUGCUAUAAGGCAAAUGACCAAUUGGGGUUCUCGUUUUGGUUUAUCAAGAUUAGUUGAGGACGGAAUAAGAAAAGUUAGGGGCAAGACGGGAUCAAAUGAUAGAUUAAAUUCGAUAGAAAAGAUCGCCGCUUCAGCCUUAGGUGGUGGUUUAAGUGCAUGGAACCAACCCAUUGAGGUUAUUAGAGUUGAAAUGCAGUCUAAGAAGGUAGAUCCAAAUAGACCACAAAAUUUAACUGUCUGGAAAACUUUCAGAUAUAUCGUCAAAACAAACGGUUACAAAGGUCUAUAUCGUGGAAUUACCCCCAGAGUUGGGUUGGGUGUCUGGCAAACCAUUUGCAUGGUGGGAUUCGGUGAUAUGGCGAAGGAAUUCGUGGCAAAACUAACUGGUGAUGUUCCUGUAGUGAAACAUUGA